Molecule: messenger RNA, 2132 nt
Organism: Silurus meridionalis
Lineage: Eukaryota; Metazoa; Chordata; Actinopteri; Siluriformes; Siluridae
Product: ribose-phosphate pyrophosphokinase 2-like
Exons: 5
Coding region: 41-655 (204 amino acids)
Biological process (GO): 5-phosphoribose 1-diphosphate biosynthetic process; purine nucleotide biosynthetic process
Cellular component (GO): ribose phosphate diphosphokinase complex; cytoplasm
Molecular function (GO): ribose phosphate diphosphokinase activity; magnesium ion binding
Source: RefSeq, a predicted model, not a curated record
UCAGAGCCGUGCACCAAUUUCUGCCAAACUGGUGGCUAACAUGCUGUCGGUAGCCGGGGCAGACCAUAUAAUCACCAUGGACCUCCAUGCUUCACAGAUUCAGGGAUUUUUUGACAUUGCCGUAGACAACCUGUACGCAGAACCUGCAGUCCUGCAGUGGAUCCGAGAGAACAUACCUGAGUGGAAAAACUGCAUUAUUGUGUCACCUGAUGCUGGUGGUGCUAAAAGGGUGACUUCCAUCGCCGACCGGCUGAACGUGGAGUUCGCUCUCAUUCACAAAGAGCGCAAAAAAGCUAACGAGGUGGACCGGAUGGUGCUGGUAGGAGAUGUAAAGGACCGAGUGGCCAUCCUGGUGGACGACAUGGCUGACACGUGUGGGACCAUCUGCCACGCUGCUGAUAAGCUGAUCUCAGCCGGUGCUAUAAAGGUCUACGCAAUUCUCACCCACGGCAUCUUCUCGGGUCCUGCGAUUUCACGCAUCAACAACGCUCCCUUCGAGGCUGUCGUCGUCACCAACACCAUUCCACAGGAGGAGAAGAUGAAGCAGUGCCCCAAAAUACAGGUCAUCGACAUCUCCAUGAUCUUAGCCGAGGCCAUCCGGAGAACCCACAACGGCGAAUCCGUCUCGUACCUUUUCAGUCACGUUCCGUUGUAGGAGAGAAAAGCGGUUGCAUCAUCUUCCUCCUCCAUCACCAAUUCCAGUAUCGUUUUCAUGCGGGAGACCCGAGAGUCAUUCACAUUCGGUAGCUAACAGCAAGCAGCCGGCGUGUGUUUAUCCUGCCCACGUCACUGUCUUAUUAGCAUUCCAUUCACACAACAAACUCUGGGACAGUUUACAGUGGUUCCGUUUUUUCAUCUUUCCAUCAGCUUUAUCCAAAUAUCUGAUGCAGAUUAUUAUUUCCUUUUUUUUUCUUUUUCCUUUCCCAUUCUGUCUUUUAGUAUGUGGGAUUGUUGUGGGCAAGUACAUUUUAUUGCCCUUGUUUCGUUUCUUUUCUUUUCAAAGACACACACGUGUACAUAGAUCCCGUACACACAGUCAUUGUAAUUUAGCGUCACAAAAUUACACAUUAUUUGGUCAGAUAUUUAGUUCUGCAUUUGGGAUCCCAAAAGGUUUUGUAGCAUAGACGAGAUGCCAGUAUAUAGAAUCUCAAUCUCUCUCUCUCUCUCUCUCUCUCUCUCUCUCUCUCUCUGUCUCUGUCUCUGUCUGCACCUUUUCAUGACCAUAUAAUGUGCUUUAAUUCUAGGCAUUAUUCAACAUUCAGGCUCAUUAUGUUUUCAAUCCUGAUGCCCCUUAAAACCCCCAUGAGAGAAACGGAUCGGUUCUUUGGCUCGAGUCCACCAUCGUGGUCUUCAGUGCAGCACAAUGCAUUGCAAAUUAACAUUCGUAAGAAUUUAAUGCACAAUCUCCAUUUGCACAAUGAAUUUUCUGAACUGCAAGUAACCUGCGAUCGUGUUUUAUUGUAUUUUUUUACGCACAAUUCAUUUAAAACUGUUCGAGACUUGCGAAUGUUCAGCUUUGUACAGACCUCCAGUGCCGGACCGCACUGCGUUUGAUAUUCCAUGCACCAAUAAGAGCAAACGGUCACGGAUAACGCAUGGAGUUAACAUCGUACAAUUCCGGACAGAUUCCUCGUAUUGUACCGUUUAUCCAUUUUCAGGCACAUCAUGACACACAGGCACAUAUAUUCCUUAUAAAUCAGGUUUACGUCCAGCACUGACCAUAUCUACGGUUACAAACAUGAAACUUUUAAAACCGCACCCAGCGGUCACGCACCAAUACGGCAAGCAUCGAGUAACACUAAAUGAAUUAAACGUGCACGUGACUGCAAGAUUUGUGUAGAAACCUUAUACAUUCCAUGUUCAAUUCCUUUCAACAGAUUUAGUUCAAGAAUCAAAAAAGAGCUGUUUUACGCUUCUAUUAAACGCUUCUUUAGACAACAGUAAUCAUUUUCGCCAAGGGACUCGUAUUGCCUCCUGUAUAGAGAAAGUGAGGUCGUGCAGUUCACACGCAUAAUUACGAGCUCCCGUUUUCCUUAAACACGAGUAGAGCGUCGGAAACUGCAUUCCGGACAAGCGUUUGAAGUGUUACUGUCUUAAAGUGACGAUGAAAAUAAAAGUAUGCUUUGACAAUU